AUGUGGGAUGCAAGCACCAUAGAGGUGUUACUUAAAGAAUGCAUGGAGCAAAUCUACUGGAAAAAUCAUCAAGGAAUAUCAUUCUCAAAGCUUGAGUGGAACAACAUCCACUCUGCAUUCAAUGCAAAAACAGGAAAAUCGUAUGAGAGGAAGCAAUUGAAAAAUAGGCUCAAUAGCUUGAGGAAGGAUUGGAAGAUAUGGGUUGAUUUAACCAAAGAGACUAGUGUGGGUUGGCACCCUACAAGCAAUACAGUGGUGGCAACAAAUGAGUGGUGGAAGAAGAAACUAGAGAAUCCCCAGUAUGAAAAGUUUAGGUACUAG
Messenger RNA from Neltuma alba, 321 nucleotides. Its product is annotated as L10-interacting MYB domain-containing protein-like. The transcript is spliced from 2 exons. The coding region runs from base 1 to 321 and encodes 106 amino acids. The record is from RefSeq and is a predicted model, not a curated record. NCBI's taxonomy places the organism in Eukaryota, Viridiplantae, Streptophyta, Magnoliopsida, Fabales, Fabaceae.